CCCGUCCUCCGCUGCCUCAGCGGGAUGGUGCUGUGCGCAACAGGGAGGAAACAAUCAUUCUAAUACCUGGAGUCUCUCAAACACACUUUCAUUUUGCAGCAGAGGAGCUUUCACCUUCCAGUGGCCUGAAAAAGAAAGUCCUAACGGCCCACUCACAAAAUGGGGAAAGUGAACGCCUGUUUGAAGCGGGGGUACAUAGUCGUGGCGAGUUUGAUCGGGACCAUCAGUGCCCUGCUGUUGGCAGCCACCCUAUUUGGCCAUGGAUACUUGCACGAGGCUGAAGAGGUAGAUGAAAUGCUCCCAGGAAUCGGUCUCCUGUAUGCUGUUUGCAUCCUGACUCUGCUCCUGAGCAUCAUCGGAGUUUACGGGGCCUCCAAAGAGAAGCAGUGGGCGCUGAUCGUGGUCAUAGUUGGAAUGAGUCUGGUGAGUCUGACCAUGUUCGUGGAGGUCACGAGAGCAAUACCUGCACAACAUGAGACAGGCGAGGAGGUGAGGCGGGAAUACCAAUCUCUGGUGCCACUGAGUGAUGCUAGCGAGCCUGAUAAAGUUGGCCUGUAUAACUUGCAGAUCAAUUUAAAGUGUUGUGGGUUGGAGCAGGGCCACCAGGACUGGGACAACGACAUCCCUGAAUCCUGCAUCUGCACCGAGCACGCCACCGUGCCAUGUGUGGAAGCUCCAAAGAACAGUAGUCUAUAUGUGGACAGUAUCGAUAACGAACCCAUUAUGAUUUAUAAAGAGCCAUGCCUCCCAAUUUUCAUCGGCCAUGUCCACAUGGCGAUUACUAUCAUCAUAGGAAUUCUUUUUGGACUCACGCUAAUGUGGGCCUUGUCAGCAGGCCUGUGUGCGGUCAUGCUGUAUCAGCUGAGGCGAAAGUUUGAUGUCCCUCCGGUGGUUUACAGUCCAGAGGCUAAAGCAGGAAACUACACCACCCUUACAGAAUCAGCGGAAAAUGCCUGAGGUCUUUCUCUCUCAUUUUUCGUAGCUCUUCAUAAUGACUAUGGUCGUUAUUGCAGCAUAUUUAGCCAAAUAAAGCAAAACUAUGGAUAAAUGGAUUUAAGAUGGAUCCAGGAGCACUAAAGGGAGAUGUUAAUGACGAUGGUAUACAGCUGAAUAUAGUCAGUUUUUGAAACGCAGCGUACAUUUAGUCUCUUAAACAGCACAUGCUGCCUCCAGCAAGUUACAAACUUUUGUAAUCCCAUGAAAAAUAUGUGAUUUCAUUCUUUUAAUUUUUUUUACUCAUAAGUUGAAAGUUCAUGGUCCCUUAUGUGUUAAAUGAGUUUCAUGUCAUCUUGGCCCUUGAAGCGUGUUAAAACAUAUACUGUAAUUUAGUGUAAAAAAAAAAAAAUGCAGGGUCAUUUCAGCUUUUCAUUUCAGGAAAAAAAAUUAUAUGUUACAGCAUAUAUCAGCAAAGCAGGGCAAAAUAGUACUGUAUAGAGUUUAUUUUAUUUUCUAAAGCAAGUUUCUGUGUGAAAACUCAAGGAAGACGAUGAAACUCAAGACACAUGAGCUGCAUAUUACAUCUGAGUUGAAUUACAGCAUAAUAGAAAUCACUCUAAAUAAAUUAAAAUCACUUCAACUAGUUCAGGUCCCAGUACAGUAAUGCAUAAAUUUGGAUGUGGAGUUUGUAGUUGUUAACUGAAUUAAAUUGUGGCAGCCAAUAACAAAAUUUCAGCUUUUUUGGUGGCAUUUCCACCCCAGACUGUAAUUGUAAUAUACCAUGCUGGAUUAUGCAUGUAAGUGUUACUGAACAGUAAAUUGAGGCUUAAGUUAUGGAAGGGCUCGGUUAUUUUAAUAUGCAUUGUCUGAGAAAAAGUAUUUUUCUACGAAAAAGCACUGAUGAAGAUGUGACUUUUGAAAGUAUUUACCUUAUAUAGAUGUGCUGCAGCUCCAUUAUGAAUGUCAGGAUUGUGUCUGUUUUCAGCUUUCUGGAAUAAUAAAUGGUUAAGGCCAUUGCUGCAUCAUUCUCAGCCAAGUUUUAAGGUUGCUUUUUUUUUUUGUUUUACUCCCAACUUUUUGUUUGCAUUUAUAUUAGAUUGCACUUGCGACCACCUGAGCCUUGAGGUGCAGUUUCACCUGUAUGGUAAAUGCAAAUAUUGAUUUGAGGUUGAAAUAUUCUGAUUUAAAUACUUUAUUUUCUAAUGGGUCAUCAUUGCUGAUACCCACAAAUUUCAGGAUCAAGUGCAACUGUUGAUAGUAUUGCAGCAACCAAACACACAAAAUCAAAUUCCUACAAAACAUAAUUAUUUUUUGGUAUUAGUGCCACAGCUGCCCAGUCUCCUACAUAGAUCAAGGGGAAUAUUUAUUUGGGGGCUAGCAGGGCUCAGGUGCUCCCUCCCUGUCUCAGCCAGUGCUCGAUCUCACCAUUGCUUGACACACAUACAUGCAGCAUAAAACAAAACUCACAUCUUAUGACAUGCAGCAUGUUUGUCUCACUGACUGCCAAAUACAAUAUUUUAUUUUUGUUUUCUUCUCAUUUUUUUAAUAAGUUCUCUGGUUUGGAUUUGUAAAAACAGAGUUGCGUUGCCAUUUAGACUUUGUAUUGUGUGUAAUAAAAAGAAGAAAAAAA
Messenger RNA from Myripristis murdjan (pinecone soldierfish), 2566 nucleotides. RefSeq names its product tetraspanin-8-like. The transcript is spliced from 9 exons. Gene Ontology annotation, cellular component: membrane. The record is from RefSeq and is a predicted model, not a curated record. The coding region runs from base 160 to 957 and encodes 265 amino acids. Lineage: Eukaryota; Metazoa; Chordata; Actinopteri; Holocentriformes; Holocentridae.